Pelecanus crispus (Dalmatian pelican) is the source of this 381-nucleotide messenger RNA. The record is from RefSeq and is a predicted model, not a curated record. Lineage: Eukaryota; Metazoa; Chordata; Aves; Pelecaniformes; Pelecanidae.
GCUUGCGUUUGUGCCUUGACAAUACCACCUUCAGAUGUCCUUGUUUGUCCUCUGCGGCCAGUGGAGCGUUUCCGUGACUUGUGUCCCGAGGAAGUGGCCGAUUUAUUUCGUAUGGUGCAAAGGGUUGGCAACGUGGUGGAGAAACACUUCUGCAGCACCUCGCUCACCAUUUCAAUUCAGGAUGGCCCUGAAGCUGGACAAACGGUGAAGCAUGUUCAUGUCCAUGUCCUUCCAAGAAGGGCCGGAGACUUUAGCAGGUUUCUGGAUAUAUAUUUAGAACUUCAAUACUGGAAUAUUAAUUGUAGAAGGGAUAAAAGAGGGGCCGCCACCUAUUCCACAGCACCUUCUCUAAGGCAUUUCUUGCUGGAAUAUGUCACUUAA